AUGGACUUCACUACCCCUUCCAUUGACUUCAUCUUCAUCUUGGCCUUCAUCAUAUCCAUCCCAAGUUCACUUUCCGUACCAUUCAUCGUGCUUCAUGGCAUUGGAGAUCAGUGCUCUAAUCGAGGAGUUAAACAGUUUACAGAGGAACUGAGGAACUUUUCUGCUGAAGGAUAUGGAUAUGUGCAAGAAGUUGGCGAUGGAACAUGGGAUUCCUGGUUUCUGCCUCUUGAGGAACAGACCAGAAUUGUUUGUGACAAGGUAAAAGAAAUGGAAGAACUGAGACAAGGUUACAACAUUGUUGGUCUCUCCCAGGGUAAUUUGAUUGGCCGAGGUGUUGUAGAAUUUUGCAUCGAAGGACCUCCUGUUAAGAAUUUUAUCUCUUUGGGAGGACCUCAUGCGGGUACUGCUUCGGUGCCUCUUUGUGGUUCUGGUAUAUUUUGCAUUAUUGCAAACCAGCUACUCAAAUCAGAGAUCUACUCUGACUAUAUCCAAGCUCACUUGGCUCCCAGCGGUUAUCUUAAAUUACCAAAUGCAAUGGCUGACUAUUUAGAAAAAUGUAAGUUUCUUCCAAUGCUCAACAACGAAAGACCGGAUGGGAAAAACUCCACUCUCAAGGAAAGGUUUAGUAGCUUAGAGAACCUGGUGCUUAUCAUGUUUGAGCAUGACACUGUUUUGAUACCUAAGGAGACCUCAUGGUUUGGUUAUUACCAAGAUGAUACCUUCAAAUCAAUUUUAAGUCCACGACAGACCAAUCUCUAUAAGGAGGACUGGAUCGGUUUGAGAGCCUUGGAUGAAGCUGGAAGGGUUAAGUACAUCAGUGUUCCAGGAGGUCAUCUCGGAAUCUCCACGAGCGACAUGAAGAAGCAUGUGGUACCUUACUUGAACAGUUUAGCAUCAACAGAGAUUGGAAAAAAGGAAGGUAAUGAUCCUAGAAAGAGUGGAGUUCAACAUAGAAUGCCUCUUUUGGAUGAGAAAGCAUCAACUGAACUUGUUCUAGAAGGAUCAUCAUCAUACAGAUGGCCCUUACCAGUCAAGACUUUGUUCAGUGAACUUCUUGGGCUCACAGAAGACGAGUCACUGCCUUAG
Molecule: messenger RNA, 1086 nt
Organism: Prunus armeniaca (apricot)
Lineage: Eukaryota; Viridiplantae; Streptophyta; Magnoliopsida; Rosales; Rosaceae
Source: the annotation of a GenBank genome assembly